Messenger RNA from Periconia digitata, 3051 nucleotides. The record is from the annotation of a GenBank genome assembly. Lineage: Eukaryota; Fungi; Ascomycota; Dothideomycetes; Pleosporales; Periconiaceae.
ACAAUAAAAACGUGGCCGACACGACUUGUCACUUGUGACCCUACUAGACGCGCAAAAAUGCAUGUGACAAAGAGCAGUUCUCAACCAUGCCCAUCACCCGAUGAGAUCAUUGCAGAAAUUCUCGCAUUAGAUGACAAAAGCACCGAGUCUUCUUUUUGUCGGUUUGGCUCGUUUUGUGGGGCUAUCUACGACACCGCAUGGCUGUCGAUGGUUACGAGGAAAGAAACAGACCAAUCUCAACUUGUGUUUCCACAAUGUUUCGAAUAUCUGCUCGAAGCACAGCAAGAUAGCGGCAUAUGGGGGAUGAGUGGCGCCCAUAUCGACGUUAUCCUCAACAGUCUGGCCGCUCUUUUGGCACUUGUCAAUCGACAACACUCAAUUUCAACAACCAAUUCAUCAAAAUCAGAAAACUUACAACGACGUAUCGAGAAAGGAAAAGUGGCAGUCCAAACUGUGCUCGAAAAAUGGAAUGUAAAAGACAGUUUGCACGUCGGUUUUGAGAUUUUGGUCCCCAGCUUGUUGAAGCAGCUGAGUGCAUGGCACAUUGUUUUCGACUUCCCUGGCUAUCAUACGUUGAUGCAGCUUCACAAUACAAAGUUGCAAAAGUUCAAGCCUGCAACUGUCUACUCAAACCAAUCUACCACUCUGCUUCAUUCUCUCGAAGCGCUCGUGGGGUUCAUUGAUUUCGAUCGUGUGGGUCAUCACUGCAAGAAAGACACUGGCAUCUUUGGCUCUCCUUCUGCGACCGCCGCCUAUCUCAUCCAUAGCACCAUCUGGAAUUCCAAUGCCGAGUACUAUCUCGGUGAAGUCGUCGCUUCCACCGGGGGAACGGGCUAUGUUCCCAGCGCGUACCCCACCUCCUUAUUCGAACUCUCGUGGUCGCUGUCUACACUUAUCACUCCUCGCGUUACCUCCAAGGCUUUGACGAUACGCGAGAAGGAACAACUCGCCCGAGGCUUCGAGGAUGUGCUAGAAGCCCAGUCAGAUAUUGUUGGUUUUGCCCCAGGAGUUUUGGAAGAUGCGGACGACACUGCGCGAUCACUGAUGGCGUUGCGUUGUCUAGGGAAGAGUCCGAGUACAGGAGGGAUGAUUGACAUGUUUCAGACUGUUGAUCACUUUCGCACAUAUCGCCAAGAGGGGAGCGCUAGCUUUAGUGCAAAUUGCAAUGUUUUGCUUGCUUUAUUGGGGGAUACUGAAGGGGGCCUAGAUCAGGAGAACAUCGAAAAAGCGCUGUCUUUCCUGCUUGAUCUAGAAGAGGCUGGACCGAUUCACGACAAAUGGAACUUGUCGCCUCAGUAUUCGAGAAUGUUAUUCAUGCAGGCGUCAGUUCUCAUUCUCGAGAAGCAUAAUGCCAAUCAAGUGGGGAAUCUCGCUAGCAAAGGGCUUGUGGAUCGCUUAUUAGGUGUCAUCUGCCGUCUGCUGAACCAAACACUAGCGGGCCAGCAGCCUGAUGGUUCGUGGAAUCGUUCUCUUGAGAUUACGUCUUACAGUAUUAUCACGGUGGGCUACGCGCUCUCGCUACCGUGGAGUGCUAGUGUCAAAAACCGCCUAAAUGACAGCCUAAAGCGCGGCCAGGACUAUGUGCGUGGACACUACAACAGCCCUGAGAAGACGGACUACCUCUGGGUCGAGAAGGUGUCUUAUAGAUCGAUGCUUCUCCAUUGCUCCUACUGCUCGGCAGCCUUGUACUUCCACGUCGUUGAGGUGCCAUGGAUCGCAUCCGUCAUUGACGCUUUCACUCUACCACAAGGCAGCUUGAAGAAGGCACAGUACCUAUUGGCCAAUCUGCCUUUAUUUCGAGAAGCUACAAUCCCAUUCCUGGAGCUGAAUCUUAUUCAAGCGCAGCUAGUGGCUGGACGAUUGAAGACAUUUCGCAACUCACUAUUCAGUCGCUCUGACAUCCCCAUGACUGGGGACAAAUAUUUAGAGUUCAUUCCGAUGAUAUGGGUAUUGUGCAAUCAGAAAAACGACCAAUCCUUGUCUUACAAGGCGAUGUGGGAAAUGUGUCUACUAUCCCUCUUCAACUUCCAGGUCGAUGAGUAUAUGGAAUCAAUCGUUGCCAAACUGCCGCAGUCAAGCAUAUCGAUGCUGAUGAAACUCUUACAACACCAGUAUAACUCGGCAAAUAUGUCCGCUUUGAACUACAGCUCAAACCUAGAGAAUGAAUUGAGCCACGAAAAUUCCGAGUCACCUGUCGAUCUUUCAAAUGAUCUAGCAGCCCACGAAGCGUACAUGACGUUGAGCCGGUUUGUGCAGCACGUUAUGCAGCACUGGUCGGUGAAACAAUCCCCAGUUGCCAUCCAGCGAGAAAUGGCCGUUGAGUUGUAUAGUUUCAUUCAAGCUCAUAAUAACCACAACCGCGAUAACGCCCUCCUAGCUAUCCGAAAUGCCGGAAAUGGCGCCACAGAUACUGCUGUGCAAUUCCAAACGUCACGCGAACAAAGCUACAUACAUUGGGCCCGCGGCACCGCCUCUGACGACACUAGUUGCCCGUUUUCGUUUUUAUUCUUCGCAUGCUUGAUCAGCAUACCCCAAAAACACUGCUUCGAUGGCGCACUAGCACAGUAUUUUAGUAAGAGUUUAUGUCGCCACUUGGCCACCAUGUGCCGUCAGUAUAACGAUUACGGUUCAGCGACGCGCGACGCGGCAGAGGGUAAUCUGAACAGCCUCGAUUUCCUAGGUCUCCAUGAUAUGGGGAAUGGCCUUGAGAACGGUGUCGGUGGCAAACACACAUCGUCCAAUGCUGUCGAGGCUACCCACAAUGGGGUACUUGUCGGGAAUAUAUCGGAGUCUGAGCCUGUCAGAAAGAAGAGGCGACGCCAGAGUGUGACAAAUGGCGAAGGGAAAAAUCAGAAGAUAUCAAGUGCAAAGGAUAGCUUGAUGGCGUUGGCUGAGUUCGAGCGUGCGAGCAUGGAGCUUGCGAAGGAACGAUUGAGCUCUGUCGUUCCGCAGCAAUACAUGGAUCGGCUACAAGUACUCAUAGACGUGACGGAUAUGUUUGGUCAGAUAUAUGUCCAGAAGGAUAUUGCAAGCAGAGUAAUUGCCGCUUGA